This is a messenger RNA of Danio rerio (zebrafish), 5157 nucleotides long. The record is from RefSeq and is a predicted model, not a curated record. Lineage: Eukaryota; Metazoa; Chordata; Actinopteri; Cypriniformes; Danionidae.
CCUUGUUGUGUUUUCUGUUACUCCAAUCGCCAUCUUGUUGCCAGUGAAGUAAUGUGUUUCUGAUGAAUUUCGGGAGCGCCCUGGAUGUCUUAUGACUGUCUUUGGAAGCCGGUGGAUUAUACUGUGAUUAACCCACUACACAAAUACGCACCGGGGGCUUGCACACAGUUGAACGGGAACGCGUUUAAUCGGUGUUCAAAAUGAGUAUCGAGACCUUAUUGGAGGCGGCCAGGUAUUUGGAGUGGCAAGCCCAGCAACAACAGAUUACACGUGAAGAGGAGGAGCGGCGAGAGAAGGCUCUUCUGUCCCGUGAGGCCGAGCACAAGCUCUCGGCUCCUGUUAUCCAGUCGGUCCAACUCAAUCAUGUGACCUGGACAGAAGAACUGAGGCUCGAACCUCAGCGCCAGCAACAGCAGCCUCCGGUGCCUCCGCCUCCACUCCCUCCUGCUGUUCCCAUCACCGUCAUCCCCAUCCCGGUGGUCACUGCCAGCCCUGCGGUUCCUCAAAUUCAGCCCGCUGCUGCCCUGCACACGGCUCCCACCCUGCCUGUGGUCUCGCCGCUGACCAGCGCUCUGUCCCAAAGCAAAGACAUGCUUUCGCCUCAGCAGCAUCGGCAUCUGAUCGCUCACGUGAAGGCAGAGACUAACAGUGUAGCUCUGCCCAACAACAGUCCCCAAGCAGCGCAGACGCAGAGCCUCCUGCAGCCCUUUCCAGCCUCCAUCAUCACAGCCCAGCAACACCUGCUGCCCCAGCCCGCACUCACCCAGACCCAGCCCACACCAGCACAGGGGCAGCCGGGGCAACUGGGACAACCGGCCCGGCCCAAUGGAGCCACAGUGGAGGAUCCUAGAAAUCUGGAUGGGAAGAGGAGACCUGGAGGUUACCAUUCGGAUUCAGGAGACUCGUGGACCACUUUUUACUGUGAACUUCCUACACACAUAGCCGGAACUCGAGAAGUUCAUAACAAGCUGGAAAAGAACAGACGAGCACAUCUGAAAGAGUGUUUUGAGACCCUCAAGAGGAACGUUCCUAAUGUGGAUGAAAAGAAAACCUCCAAUCUGAGUGUCCUGAGAAGUGCCCUCCGCUACAUCCAGACUCUGAAGCGUAAGGAGAAGGAGUACGAGCACGAGAUGGAGCGUUUGGCCCGGGAGAAGAUCGCCACGCAGCAGAGACUGGCAGAGCUGAAGAACGAGCUGAGCCAGUGUAUCGACAUCAUAGAGAUCAACAGGAUACUGAGACAGACUGUCCAGCCUGAAGAUGACCAGGCCUCUACAUCUACAGCUUCAGAAGGUGAAGACAACUUUAGCCAAGACCCUGAAGACGACAUGCUGUCCUCUCCACCCCCGUCUGCUGCACCCAAACCUCCUGUCCCGCUGCCAGCAGAGCCCCGUGCAGCCAUGCCUCCUCCCUCCAUCCUCCCCACACACAUCUCCAUACAGCACAAACCCGUCCCGCCACCCUCCGCUCCACCCCAACCAGCGGUCCUCACCCCUCAGGCCAUCGCUCCUGCGCCCCCGUCCCACGUCGUGUCCCCUCCACAACCCACAGUCAUCACCCACGCCUCAGUGUCCCACGCCUCCGUCAUCCACGCUGGACCAAAGCACCUGGCACACAUAGCGCCCUCUAACGGCGGCCAGCCAAUCGGACACAUCACUGUGCAUCCUGUUGCGCAUCUGUACCCGCAGUCGGUGGCUGUUUCCCAGCCGGCGGUGGUGGGGCACAUCACGCACACACUGGCGCACCAUCCACACGCACAGGUCAACGGCACGCCGGUCACAGGCCAACAGGCCACCGUUGUAGGAAAACCAACAGCCGUGGUGGCACACCAUCACCCAGGGCUGGUGGGUCAGACAGUGCUCAAUCCCGUGACAAUGGUGACUGUUCCUCCGUUUCCAGUGAGCACGCUGAAGCUGGCCUGAGAGAACACACACGCUCAAAGACUUCAGGACUCACAAAGCCAGAAAAGACGUCGAGCUACACGCUAAAUGCGACGGGGUUGUGUUCAGAAAUGGACUGCCGUCGCUCCUGCGUGUGAGGAAAGGGCUCGCGUGGCGGCCGAUGCAGCGCUGGAAUGAAAUACAUGCACUUGCUUGUCUAAAUUAACCGAGACGUUAGAUGUCGGUGUAAUGUUAGAGUGGAGUGCUGAAACAAAUCAAUUCUUCCCGUUCUACCCUCCAUGUUUUCUGUAUGUCAAUGCUUCACAUUCAUUCACCACCAAAAAAAAAGCUAAAUCAAAUAUGAGUGCUUAAAGGUCAGCAUUCGGAGGAAGAGCUGUGUAAAAUCAUUGGAUUAACUUAAGCUUGUCAAGCCUAAAUAAUAUAUUAAAGGGAUAGUUCACCUUAAAAUGAAACAAACCUACUAUUUACUCACCCUCAAGUGGUUCCAUACCUUUGAGUUUCUUCAUUCUUAAAGAGACAGUUCACCCACAAAUGAACAUUAACCUAUUUACUCAACCUUGUGCUAAAGCUAUUCAAUUUUCUUAUUGAAGACUAAAGAUACUGUCAAGAAAGCUGUAAAAAAACAUAGAGCUACUGACAUCCUAAGUAUUUGUUUUUCCUGCUGUUGAAGUCAACAGUUAGAGGUGUUUAUCUUUCUUCAAAAUAUCUUCUUUAGUCUUCAACAGAUGAAAGGAUGUGUAAAUGUGACAAUGUGAAUUUUUGGGUGAACUAUCCCUUUAAGUUGGCUGUAAUAACUUUUAGGCGUUGAAGUUAAAAUAAUUGUACGUUUUCCCUUUUAAAACUCUUCAAAUGGGGCUCUUGAAUUCAAUCAGAAACAGGUACAUUCAGACUUGAGACAGAUCAGGUUCCUCAAAGUGUCUUGUGAGCAAAUGCAAGUGCCUAAUAAGCCCCAAAUCAAGCCCAGUGGCGCCACCUGCUGCCUACGCACUGCAGUAACAUUGCUGAAACUGCCAUGAGCUGAGCGCAUCUCUGCUGGAGCAAAACAAACACACUCUUAAUGAAAAAGACCAGCGGGAUGCAAGGAAACUCAACUAACAGACAAAUCAACGAAAAGACCUGUACGCAAACGUGCACAUUCAAGCAUUUAUAACAGAGUAAGAGCGUCUGAUAUUCAACACUUAGUAAUAAUACUUGAUUAACGUUUCAAAGCGUUUCACUUCUUUAAAUCAACAGCAUUACCAAUGUUCUCGUGCUUGUAGCAACACAAAGAAAAUGAAUGAAGUCUUAGACUAUGUUAAGGUGGAUUAAUCUCUACUUCACUUGUCCAGUGUAGAUCGGUGCUCUCGUGUUCAUUCUGUGUCCAUCUCUGCACAGCCAUUAUCAUGUGUGAUUGUGUAAGCUGUCGUGAAGUAGGCGCUUGUUUAUAGGCAUUUUAGGAGGUUAAACAUGCUGGGGUUUUGUGUUUCAGACACUUGACAUCAGGAUAUAAAGCCUCUUUACAUAUAGCAGGGCUUUUCUUAAAGGGACAGUUCACCCCAAGAUUAAAAUUUGCUGGUCAGUGGCUCACCAUCAGGCUGUUCUUCAGUCGAACGCGAUUGAUUUUUGAACUGUGGUCAUUCAAAUCAAGCCAGUAGUUACCUGCAGCUUGGAAGUCCAAAUGAAAGUGUAUACAUACUUAAGGCUGAACUAAAUGAAUAGUUGUGGCUCCUGCCGAUACAUUGAGGUCUUAAUGAAGCAAUACAACUAGACUGCAAGACACCUGAAUGCAUACAUGGCUUGUUGGAUGCUGAUUUGUGUCUGAGUGAAACUCGAAUGUGAGUUGAGACUGUGUGAGUGUAUAUGAGAGAUUGAAUGAGGGUUAUUAAGGCAUUUAAUUUGACAAAAUAACAUGUAAACAAAAGUAUGUCCUACAUUAUUAUGCGUAAUGUAAACCAUGUUUGGUUUCCUUGCCAUAGACCACAGGUGUCAAACUCAGUUCCAAAAGGGACACUCCUGAGCUUAAUGAUCCGUCUUUGACGGGUGUCAAACUCAAUUCCUGGGAGCUGAAGCUCUGCACAGUUUAGUUCCAACCCUACUUAAACACACCUGAUCAAACUAAUUGAGUCCUUCAAGCUUGUUUGAAACCUACAGGUAAGUGUGUUGGAGCAGGGUUGGAACUAAACUGUGCAGGGCUUCGGCCCUCCAGGAAUUGAGUUUGAAACCCCUGCCAUAGACGGAUCGUUUAGAUCUGGAGUGUCUCAACUUCCUUCAACACCCCUGUCUGGAAGUUUGUAGCGUAAUUAAAAAGAGCUUGAUUAGCUGAUUCAGUUGUGUUUAAUUGGGGUUGGUCACCAAGUUAGUUUCUGCUAAAAAUCUUCACUGUUCUACUGAAGAAGGGGAAAAAAAAGUAACCUGUACCUAUUGGAUUGUUUAAUGUUAAGCAAAGUAACAACAAAUUUAAGUUUUGGGGUGAAAAGUCUCUAUAAAGAUGGCCUGUUGUUCUGAAUGCACUCGCUUGGUUGAACCUGCACAAAAUUAGCCAUCUUACCGUUUCUCUAUGUAAACCUGACGGGUGGAUGGUUGGAUACACCAUGUUGUUGCUUUAUACUGUCACUUUCAAACAGAACACUGUGAUUCCUGCUCCUAACAUCCUCUUCCUGCUGCAAACGCUCCCCAAAUCCAAGGUUUGACCUUUCUGUUCCACUUCCUUUCCCUUAUUUUGGGGACGUCUGUGAAGAGGGAGUGAUACAUGCUGUGCUUCACACUCAGUUAAAAACACAAACAAACGAGAGAGAGAGAAAAGCUUAACCUUUGUGAACUUAUCAGUGUGUUUUUGUUUUUCUAUUUUCAUUUGAAUAUAUGUGUAUGGAUGUAUGUAUAUAUGUGAGAUAUAUGCACGCAUUCACAUAUAUGUGUAUGUAUUUUAGGAUUAAACUGAUGCCUGGUUUUGCAUGUAGAUUGCGGUUUUUGUUUGUUUUAAUGUUAUUCCCUCCCUCUUUUUCAUUUUUUGGGACCAUGUAUCAUACUGUAUGAUGUGGGCGGGACCGUUAGACCUCAUUCUACAUUGAUAUUAUAUAUAAAUAUAUGACAAACUGUGCAUUUUCCCUAUGGAGAAAGUUUAAGUUAUAUAUCGCCUGUACAUUUUGGGCUGCAUUAAGAUUCAAAUUGUCCACCAUGUUUAACUGAAAUAGUAAUAAACUUAUUAAAAAUAUGCUAGAUUACUACAAAAAAACAAAACAAAAACAAUGACGAUUCAUAAUAAAUCUUAUGACAUUUACAA